Molecule: messenger RNA, 3462 nt
Organism: Erythranthe guttata (spotted monkey flower)
Lineage: Eukaryota; Viridiplantae; Streptophyta; Magnoliopsida; Lamiales; Phrymaceae
Source: RefSeq, a predicted model, not a curated record
AUGGAAGAUGCCAGAAGGUAUUCGGCACGACUACUCCGUUACCUCAAGAAAGCUGUAACUACUGAAUCUGAUCCAUUGCACCAAAUUCACGGUGGUUCGGUUUCAUCGGUCGAUCUCCAAACGGUAAUCGAAGAAAUCGAUUCGAUCAAGAAUACGGUUAUGGGGUUCAAAGAUGAAAUUGGAUCCAAAGACGAUCAUUUUACGCAGCCCAAGUGUUCGAUGGUGACUACUACAUCGACGACACCGGGGAAGAAUACUAUGGUCGGAUUUGACGAACAGUUGCUUCGACUUUUGGACAAGCUCACCGGUCAACAAUCUAAUCGGCAAGUAAUUCCAAUUGUAGGCAUGGGCGGCAUUGGUAAGACUACUCUCGCCAAAAAUACCUACGAACAUUCACUUAUUAUGCACCAUUUUGAUAUUCGUACUUGGGUUACUAUAUCUCCAAAGUAUAAUGUCAAAGAACUUCUCUUACAACUUCUUUCGGAAAAAAAUAGUCAAAUAGAUGAGCAGUUAUUAGGACAAAAGUUACAUAAAAUGCUAUGGGGUCGGAGAUAUUUGAUUGUAAUCGAUGAUAUUUGGAGUAUUGAAGCUUGGGAGGAGGUAAGUCGUUUCUUUCCUGACAACAAUAAUGGAAGUCGAAUUGUUGUGACUGCAAGGAUAUCAAAUGUGGCUACUCACUUCAACUCUACGUGCUUCGAGUUGACUUUUCUAGAUGAGGAUAAAAGUUGGAAACUAUUUUGUGAAAAAGCAUUUGGUCAAGUCGGUUGCCCUUCCGAGCUAGAGGAUAUUGGAAAGGAGAUUGUUAAGAAAUGCAAAGGACUUCCCCUUUCGAUUUCUGUGAUUGGUGGGCUUCUUGGGUAUGAUGGAAGAAAAUCCGGGAGGAGUAGAAAGGGAACGUCGUAUUGUAUGUAACAGAAAGGGGGUCCGUCGUCAUACUUUGCAAUUAGCACCACUUACCCGUACUUUGGUAACGAGCACAGAUGGUCGAUUGUCCAGCAAUAGAUUGUUGAGAGUAAUGUCUUUCAACGAUAAAGCGAAGAAAAAGUAUUUACACUGGCAUAUUGUUGACCAAGUUAACAUGCGAUAUCUUGCUUAUAACGAAUUCAAUUACUCCUCUUCUUCUGUCAAGCUUCCUACGUCGAUAGACGUACUCUGGAAUUUGCAAACAAUAAUUAUUGGAAGGGAAAUCGAAGCGCCAUCUCAAAUUUGGGAGAUGCGACAACUUAUCCAUGUGAAUAUUCGUAAGUUAUACCUUCCCGAUCCUCCUCAGAAUAAAAAACAGGAUGAGUUUGUUUUGCAGAAUCUGCAGAAACUCGGGAAUGUAACAAACUUCGUGUGGAGCGAGGAGGCUUGUAAGAGAGUCGUCAAUGUCAGGAAAUUGCACAUACAGUACGAUAACGACUCGAAAAGCUCAAAUGACUAUUCGCUCCACAAUAUUAGCCGCUUGCAUAAACUUGAAUCGCUUACGUUCUUUCCUUACGGUCUACCCAAUUUGUUGCAGAAGCUCACGUUCUCGAGUUCACUCAAGAAGUUGCAUUUAGACGAUUGCGAUGUUCGCUGGGAAGAUUUGUCGGUGAUUGGCUCGUUGCCUUAUCUUGAAGUUUUGAAACUGAAUGUGGGUCGGGUGGAAGGAGAAAUGUGGAACCCCGUCGAGGGGGAAUUCCUUCGCCUGAAAUUCUUGUCAAUACUUUGUUUUGAUAUUGUUUAUUUGAAUGCAGACUGCUCGCAUUUUCCGGUUUUGGAGAAACUUGUACUCAUAGGAAUGGACAAGUUGGAAGAGAUCCCUUUAGAUAUUGGAGAAAUACCAACGCUUGAACUUGUCGAAUUAAAUAGGUGCACCGAAUCUGCCGCCAUUUCUGCUAUGAAAAUAGCGGUGGAACAAGAGAAUAAUGGUAACGACGAACUUCGAGUUCAAGUUGAUUUCCAUACGAAGAAACAAUUAGAGAGUUUCAAGAAGAAGGUGGAACAAUUAGCAACGAGCUUUACGGGAAAUAAUUUUCAAGCCAAUGGGUAUUUCGAGUUUCAACAUUGAAUGACUCCACCUUCUUGUAACAAACUUGGGGCUUAUUAUUUUUCUCUUCUUUCUUUCUUUUUUUUUUUUUUUUUCGUUUGAGGUCGAGAAAUGAAAUUUGUCGUUGUGAAGUUUAUAAGAUGUGUUUUUAUUUUCCUUGUGUAAGCAAAAUAGGUCUCUAAAUUUCAUUUUGGAGGCUCCUUUAACGUCUCUAAACUUCAUUUUAGAGGCUCGUUAAAAAGUAUGUUGUUCAAUAAUUCCGAGUUGCAUAGGGUCUUCGAUCUCUCCUUACUAUAGUCCGUCAUAACAAAUUCGAUCGAUACUAUAUUUGUAUCAAGUGAUUAAUUAGUACUAAAUAACUAUCAAGAAUUACCAUGAAUUUAAGUGUUUUCUUUUUUUUUUUUUCCGCCUUCCGGUAAUGUCUCUUUUGCCCCUCAUCAUAUCAUACCUCUACGCUUCAUCUCUUGUCUAGUAGCAUGCUGUUUUCCCCUGAGAUGCAUCUCGAAGCAGUCCUCGUUCAUGCAGCUGACGUGGCACAGCUGACAAAACACCGGCUUCUUCUUUGCCACGAUCCCUCUAGUUCCGUUCCUCCUACAUUCCUCAAGUUCGUGCAGUUUGGCCUUGUGCUUACGCCCCUUCAGGUGCAUCUCCAUCGUAUCCCUAUCCGAGCAGAAAAUUUGGCAGACGUUGCACUUCGGCUGCUUUACCGUGCAGUUCCUCGUCUUCAGCUGCAUCCACAAAAGCUUCGCCUUGUGGGGCCGGCCCCUCAGGUGGUCCUGCAUUGUGGUCCCACUUGAGCAGCUGACCUGGCAGAGCUCGCAGAAUAAAUUCCGGGGGGAUUUAUACACCGCUUUGCUGCUGUUGUUGUUACUGUAGGCUGGCGGUGGAUUUAGCAGUUCUUGAAUGUCGAUUUGCUUUCUCUUUAAACUCGAACGCGGCUUUGUGGGGAUGAUUUGCCCUGGAAAAUAUUUUGGCCUUCGAGUUUCUGCAUCGGUUUUCGGAAUCAAAAUAGCUUUUGGAGGUGGAGUUUUUGCCGGAAUCUGUCACCGAAAAAAGGGAUUUUAGUUAACAAAGCGUGGAAAAAUGACUUUAAAUUUUUUUGUGCAAAAAUCGGAAAUAAAAUUUGUUUAAUUACCAAUGGGAGUUCAAAUGAUGAGUUAUAAUUAAGAAGUUUUUUGUCGAAAAGUUUGCUCGGGUUUAUCCAAUCUUUAUGAGGUGAUGACGGAUUUAUGAGGCUCGAUAUUUCGCCAGAAUAUGGCUCCUGAAUCAUACGAAAAAUACGAUAAAUUCAGACAAUAAAUUCUUUUAAUUAGUACAUUUUGAUGCAAGAACUCACAAUUUUUAUCAAACUCUGCUCUGUGUGAAAUUGGGGUCUUGGAGACGGAAACGUAAGUCUUGGAUGUUCCAUCGAAGAUUGUACCUUCAACCGGGGAAUUAAAUAUUAAUAAUAA